Glycine soja is the source of this 1301-nucleotide messenger RNA. Its product is annotated as RNA-binding protein 24-like. Gene Ontology annotation, molecular function: RNA binding. The transcript has 6 exons. The record is from RefSeq and is a predicted model, not a curated record. The coding region runs from base 209 to 1069 and encodes 286 amino acids. Lineage: Eukaryota; Viridiplantae; Streptophyta; Magnoliopsida; Fabales; Fabaceae.
CACAAGUGCAUGAAUGUUUUCAACUUUUCAUUGAUGAUUUGAUCAUGUAAUCUUCCAAAAGAACAUUCUUUUUUCUCACAUAAUUUUCUUUUGUAAUCCAAUUUUGCUUUUGGUUGUUUGAAAUUUUGAGAUUGUAUGUAUCUCUAUUUAUUUCUUUUUUCUUCCUUUUGUAUGUAAAACAAAUAAUAUCUCCACAAAGCAAUUUCAGAUGGUGGGUGAUAACAUCAAUUCAAGGCAAUAUAAUAUUGAUAUAAAUUCUACCAAAAUCUUUGUUGGAGGGUUGGCUUGGGAGACUCAGAGGGACACAAUGAGGAGGUAUUUUGAGCAGUUUGGAGAGAUCUUAGAGGCUGUUGUGAUCACAGACAAGAACACUCUGAAAUCCAAGGGUUAUGGUUUUGUCACAUUCAAGGAUCCAGAGGCAGCAAUGAAAGCAUGUCAGAACCCCUCUCCAAUAAUUGAUGGAAGGAGGGCAAACUGUAAUAUUGCAUCUAUUGGUGCAAACAAGAAUCGGACACGGGCUCCACAACAUCAACAUGGACGGUCUAGAGCAGCACCUGGUGUGUUGGCCUCACCUGCUUAUCAUGGCACUUCCUCUACAUUUGUCCAUCAAAACAGUGGGCAAUACACAUUUCCCAAUUCAAGUUUUGGAUACACUGGAUAUUCACAAGGCACAAUAUACCCCCUGAGCUGCUAUGGGGUAUUUGGAGGUCAACAAAUCUCAACUUACUACCCGUCCAAUGGGGCAUCUGGCCAAGUGGGAUUGGUUCAUAACAUUUACCCUUUCAGUGCCCAAUAUUCAUACAAUAGCCAUUCUCAUGGUUUUGGAGUACAAUAUCCACAAAUGAUGCAGUUUCCAAUUCUCCCUAGGCACUAUGGUUCAGCUGGUAUCCUUGCACUUCCUUCUUCAAUGCCAAUGCCAAAUAUUAGUGCAGCAGUUACAACAACAGCAACUACAACAACAGCAGAGGCAAUAAGAACAAGUGUAGGAACUUCACAAACCGCUGGAACAACUUCUGAACAAAAUUCUUCUGCUGAAUCUCUACAUAGACAAACCCAUGAUGCCUUGUAAAGCUAAAUAUGUUGAAAGGUGAUGAAAAAGGGUAAGAACCAAGAGGGGAUGACAUUGAUUAUUUAAGAAGCAUAUUAAGUAGUGAUUCCUAUAAGAGGCUGAGAAGUACUCCAAUAACUCAACACGGAACCCUUCAUUCAAGGAAUGGGUACAUGAUAUACAAUACAUAAAGCUCAUGUCACUCAUCAACCAAAACCAAUCCUUAAUUCAUGCUCUAAAUAUUGCAGCCUUA